Fukomys damarensis (Damara mole-rat) is the source of this 945-nucleotide messenger RNA. RefSeq names its product pre-mRNA-splicing factor 38A-like. The record is from RefSeq and is a predicted model, not a curated record. The coding region runs from base 514 to 933 and encodes 139 amino acids. The transcript has a single exon. Lineage: Eukaryota; Metazoa; Chordata; Mammalia; Rodentia; Bathyergidae.
UUUUCCCCCUUGUGUUUUCUUGACCCGGAGGAGACGCAAUCAAGGAUCCGAGGAAAAUUCGUACAACUGGAGUCCUCAAAUGGCUAACCAGACAGUGAAGGAUGCGCACAACAUCCAGGGCACCAACCCCCAAUAUCUGGUAGAGAAGCUCAUUUGGGGGUGAAUCUAGGAAUCCGAGUACUGGAAAGAAGAGUGCUUUGGACUUACGGCCUAACUUGUAGUUGAUAAAGCUGUGGGGUUAAGGUCUGUGGGCGGUGUCUAUGGUGGAAACAUAAAACCAACUUCCUUUCUCUGUUUGACCUUGAAAAUGCUUCACAUUCAACCUGAGGAGGAUGUGAUCGUAGAGUUUAUAGAAAAUGAAGAUUGCAAGUAUGUCCGCGUGUUGGGCGCACUUUACACGAGGCUGACCGGCACUGCAAUCGAUUGCUACAAGUACUUGGAACCUUUGUAACAAGGACUAUCGAGAAAUCGAGAGCCAGAACCGAAAUGGAGAGUUGGAACUGAUGCGUGUCGAUGAAUUCAUUGAUGAACGGCUGCACAGUGAGAGUCUGUGAUAUCGUUCUGCUCCGGCUACAGAAACGCUAUGUCCUAGAAGAAGCUGAGCGACUGGAGCCUCGAGUUAGUGCUCUGGAAGAAGAUGCGGGCGAUGUGGAGUCUGGUGAAGAGGAAGAGGAAGAAGAGGAGAAGCUGGAAAGAGUCCCGUCACCCUGUCAUUGCAGGAGAAGCUCCCGGGACUUGGAAGGUCGCAUCGCUCUCCCACACCGCCCUACAGGAGGAGUAGGAUCCGGCCUCCCAGAAGGCGGAGUGGGUCUCCCCAAAGAAGUAGUCCUUCACCCCGCAGAGAAAGUCAUCGGAAUAAGAGCCCAAGACGCCGCAGAAGCAGGACCCCGGAUCCACCGUAAUCACAGACACAGGAGCCACUCAGUCUCCUGAAAGGUCAAAGAA